AGUUUUGAAAUUCGUCGGAAUUCGCGAUCCACCUACUUCUCAGCCACUCAAGUAAUCCACGUGCCGCAAUUUAAAGUUUAUUGUAGGCAUGGUGAUCGGACGGAAAGCGUGUGUGCGUACAUGUUGGUAGAAUUAGUGACCGAGAUAAACCAAGUUUGCCCUCUAUCCAACGCUGUCGUAAUCCACGCGAUACGCUUAUCGAUAACUGUUGGUUCAGGAGUUAAGGCCGACAAUUCCCGUAGCACAUGUGUCCUAUGCAUGUAAGCAUCAUAUACUAGGUCCACCAAAGUUUGCCAACAGGCGCCGCGGUGUGCACUUCGAUUAAUCCCAUCCUCCUCCCCCCACACCUAUCCAACCCAACGAAAAAAUCUAAUCUAAUCUCAUCCAUCUCCAUCUGCUUCUCUAUCUGUUUAUGUACCCACCCUGUAUUCCGAUCAAAGCAAAAGCCGACACAUUACCGCAAUGGCAUCCGGUAAGAAGCUGAUCAACGCUCCCGACGAUGUGGUUAACGAAUCUUUGUCGGGUCUUUGCCUGCUCUAUCCUCAGCUCGAAUACCAUCCUUCAAAGAGAGUCGUUUUAUCGCCAGAUUGGAAGACGCGCAGCGGUAAAGUAGCCAUAGUCAGCGGUGGAGGUGGAGGACACGAGCCAUACGCAGCAGGCUUCGUAGGAUCCGGAUUACUGACUGGUGCCAUUACGGGGCCGGUAUUCGCGUCUCCUCCGUCCAAUCAUAUUUUGCACGCCUUACAAUGUGUAUCAACAAACAACACAGCUGGAAUAUUAGUGAUUGUCCCAAAUUACACCGGGGACUGCUUGAAUUUCGGGACAGCGAUCGAGAAAGCAAGAAACAACGGCGUGUCGGUGACAGAGUUGACCGUCGGAGAGGAUUGCAGUAUACCUAUGAGCGAACUGGGGAGGACUGGACGUAGAGGUCUUGUGGGAAUGUUGUUUGUCGGUAAGGUAGCUGGUGCUCUGGCUGAACGUGGGUUAAAUCUCAGCUCGGUGGCCCAAUACGCCGAAAUAGUUACCAACAACGUGGCCACCUAUGCGGUCGGGUUAACUGCCUGCGCCCUACCAGGGCAAGGGCGAAUGUUCCACGUUCUCGACGAUGAGAUGGAAAUCGGUCUGGGGGUACAUGGUGAAGCGGGAUAUAAGCGAAUGAAACUGACGAGCGCAUCACAAGUUGUUUCACUGAUGCUGCAGCAUAUUUUGAAAACCUUGUUACUGAUCAAUGGCGAAUCUGUCGCUGUAAUUGUCAAUAAUUUUGGGGCUACAAGCCAACUGGAACAAGGAAUCGUAGUUCAUGAGGUCGUCAUGCAGCUUGGUUGUAGGGGUAUACAGCCACUACGGGUGUACGCUGGUCCAUUGAUGACAUCUCUUGACGGUGCUGGUGUACAAAUAUCAAUUUUAAGACUCGGCGAUCAUCACGGAACAAGUCUGGUGAGUUGUCUGGAUCAGGCAACCGACGCGCCUUGUUGGCCAGGCAGCGUGUACAGCGUGUCGUUGCUGUCUAGGGGGGUGCAGGGUACGUUCAAGCCUGCCAGUACCGGAGACGCAAACAAGAAAAUCGCCAAAGUUGGUCCAACUUUGAAUGAGGAGGGAGAAAAUUUACUGCGCAAAUGUCUGAAAAGGGCUUGCAUGGCGAUAACGGCGAAAGAAAAUUACAUCAAUGAAUUGGAUACCGGAUGUGGCGACGGGGAUUGCGGUACGACCAUGCGACGUCUCGCCGAAGUGCUUCGUGCGCGUUUUUGGAUUCAAGGAAUUUCGUUGUCACUGGAAAACCUGCCCCUCUCGCACCCUUCAUCGGUACUGACGGCAUUGUCGGCCAUCGCUGAAGAAACGAUGGGGGGAACUUCAGGUGCAAUUUAUUCGCUGAUGUUCACUACGGCGGCGGCUGAGUUGAAAUUACCACAAUGUGGUCAAGUUUGUCCACUAACGUGGAGUCAAGCAUGGAGAGGUGGUAUCGAUGGAAUUCUGAGAUACAGUAAGGCGAGACUGGGAGAUCGUACAAUGUUGGACGCUUUAGAUCCAGCUUGCAGAGAAUUUGAGAGUAAUGAUUUCUCCGGCGGGUUACGUAGGAAGGCUUUGGAAAAGAUUGCCAAAGCUGCCCAAGAUGGAUGUGAGGGUACAAAACAUAUGGAAGCCAGGGCAGGUCGUGCUAGUUACGUGAAGCAGACUACCUUCUUGCAAAAAGUCGACGCUGGAGCAUUUGCCGUUGCCACAUGGAUCACUGCAAUUGUCUCGACAAUGCUCGAAUCGUACGAUUAAGACUUUUUAUAACACCUGCUCUGGAAGUUGACUUUUCGAGCGCUGUAUGUCAUCUCCGAAAUACACAAUAAUCGCAUACUUGACCAUACCAUGUGUUUCAUAAACGCACAUGUUCGGUUAAGUAUCAGAUAACUGCACAGAUUCCACCUAAACUAUACUACUAUAGAAAUGUAACCACACGAGUACAGUCUGUAUUAAACUCACUCUAUCUUUGUCACUUUACCAGAAACUACUCAAACACCAUCCGAUGCCGCUACAGUAAUUUAAGUUUUAAAAUUAUUAUAUUCCUCUCAAAUUUGACUUCCAGAUCAGUUUUUGUAAAAAAUAUUGUAUUCUACGUGUGGGAUGAGUAGCAAAUAUGACAGUCGUGAUUACAACACUCGCUGUAAGGUUUAUGAGACAUUCGUAUGAGAAGACUCGUGCGGUUGUCGCAAUACGCUAUGCGUAUAAUAUACGGAGUAGUUAACAAAUAGCAAAUAAUUGGUAAGAAAUAUUGAGGGCAGUAAUAAAUAGCAAGUAGCACUA
Molecule: messenger RNA, 2790 nt
Organism: Neodiprion virginianus
Lineage: Eukaryota; Metazoa; Arthropoda; Insecta; Hymenoptera; Diprionidae
Product: triokinase/FMN cyclase-like
Exons: 10
Coding region: 463-2265 (600 amino acids)
Biological process (GO): glycerol catabolic process
Cellular component (GO): cytosol
Molecular function (GO): glycerone kinase activity
Source: RefSeq, a predicted model, not a curated record